This is a messenger RNA of Ruditapes philippinarum (Manila clam), 3886 nucleotides long. RefSeq lists its product as uncharacterized. The transcript is spliced from 6 exons. Lineage: Eukaryota; Metazoa; Mollusca; Bivalvia; Venerida; Veneridae. The record is from RefSeq and is a predicted model, not a curated record. Bases 32 to 3886 code for a protein of 1284 amino acids.
AAAAUAUUUUUUGUUUGUUUUAGAAAUCAAGAUGGCACAUGAGAUACAUUUAAAGAAUAACAAAUACCGGCAGUGGGUUAAGGCUGGCCUAGGCUUGGGUUAUCUUAAAGAGGGACUUGCGCCAUUUUGUGAUGACAUUGGAAGACAGCAGCACAACGAUAUUAUUAACAAAAUACAACAAACAAAGACUCCUCAACCAAACAUACCAUGUGGCACCUGUCAGAUAACAACUCUCCAGCCAGAUCAUGUCCGAGUCUCAAAAGGGAUAUGUCCCCUCAAUCAAGAUAAAUGUAACUGUUGUUUUCCUAAUAAUAAGAGACCCUGUCCAAACAACGUAUGUGGUGCCAUCUAUGACAGCAUUAUACAGUAUCAUGCAUCAAUGCCACCGGCACCUUUUUGGAAAAACAGUGAUGUCCAACAGUGGUCGACAGACCCAUGGAACGUUUGCAAAUGUUUUAUAAAUGCUCCGGGGUACAAGGACAAGACAUCAGCAGUUGACACUGAUUGCACUGGGUUGCUUCAUGUUAUCAUAAAUAACAAGUACUUUCAUAGUCAUAUUGGAUGCAAUGUUACAGGACCAAACAAUCUUUUUUCAAAGGUACGGCAGUACCGAAACGAAAUUUUUCACUCGAGCAAUAUGGAGUUAGAGGAGAGCAAAGCUAAUUGUUAUAUUGAUGACAUGAUAGCUGUUCUACAAGAUGGUAAAGAACUUAUACAUCAACAAGAUGCACAACAAGCUGUCGGGAAACUCCAAGAUCUGAAGAAGAAGGAAUUCAUUAUUACAACUGAAGACUUUGAAGAAAUUCUGACACAAAUCAAAGAAGAAAUGAGAACAGAAAAUGCUGCAACUAAAGAGGAAUUAGAGGUGCUCAAAAGUAAAUUAACUGAACUUAAAGCACACAUGUCGGAAGCUGAGAAAGAACGUACAGAGUUGAAAAGAAAAUUUACUGCUCUUGAGACAGAGCAGAAAGAGCAGAUAAAAAGACUCAAGGUAGAAGAUUCUCCUCAACAAAAACAGUUAGAAUUUGAAAAGGCUAAAUCAGAAUGGCGGAAAAAGCUGAUAGAAGAGUAUCACAAAAUCCUGCUGCAAGUUCCUACAACACCUUUACAACCAAAACGUGAAAAAUGUAGCUUUAAUGAGAUUUAUAUUAGGCCCAAAAUAACCAGGGAAAUACAAGGAGAAAAGGGAGAGAUAACUGAGAAGGAGUUAACAUCAAUGUCAGAAAUCUUCACAAAGAACGGAAUUCUCCAAAAAUCUGUAUAUCUUGUAGGAGAUGCAGGUUCAGGAAAAACUAGUUUUUGUAAAUACCUGGUCAACUGUUGGUGUUUGGCACACAGUGAGGAACAUGAAGCUGACAAUGAAAACGAAAAUGGCAGAGGUAAACCUGAAGGUGACAGUGAAAAACAUGGAUGUGAUGGUGAAAAACAUGGAGCUGGUAAUGAAAAUGAAGGUGGCAGUAGUAAACCUGAAGGUGACAGUGAAAAACAUGGAGGUGAUGAUGAAAAAUAUGUCGGGGUCAAUGAAAAUGAAGAUGGCAGUAGUAAACCUGAAGAUGACAGUGGGAAACAUGGAAUUGACGAUGAAAAACAUGAAUCUGGAGGUGUCAAUGACAAUGAAGGUGGCACUGAGAAACAAGGAGGUGAUUUUGAAGAACAUGAAAAAAAGGGAAGUGACACUGUUAAUGAAGAGGUAAAGGGGACACAUAGUGGAGACAUUGAAAACGAAGAGGGCAGUAAGACACAUGGAGUUGUUAUUGAGAAACGAGGAGAUGAAAAACAUUUGGGUGGCAUUAAGAAAAAUGGAAGUGACAGUGAUGACAUUCAGGAUAACAGUGAUGGCUUAAUACACUCCAAAUCUCACAAUGAUGACUCUGAUGAUAUCUUAAAUGACUCCAAAUCCGACAAUGAUGACUCUGAUGGUGAGUCAAUGCAUUCCAAAUCUGACAGUGACGACACUGAUGAUAUCUUACGGGGCAGUAAGACACACGGAGGUGUUAAUGAGAAAGGAGGAGAUGAAAAACAAGUGGAUGGCAUAAAGAAAAAUGGAAGUGACAGUGAUGAUAUUCAGGGUAACAGUUUUGACUUAAUACAUACCGAAUCCCACAAUAAUGACUCUGAUUUCCAUAGUGACGACUCUGAUGGUGACUUAACAUAUUUUGAAUUUGACAAUGAUGACUCUGAUGAUGACUCAAUCCAUUCCAAAUCUGACAUUUAUGACUCUGAUGAUAUCUUAACAGGCUUUAAAUUUAAUAGUGAUGGAUCUGGUGAUAGUUUAAAUGACUACAUAGUCAAAGACAUAUUUGACUCCGAUGCUGACUUAACACACUCCGUAUCUGAUAGUGUCGACUCUGUUACUGACUUAACAGAAUUCUACAGUGAUGUCUCUGAAUAUGAUAGCAAAUAUUAUGAGCUGAAAUUCAAUGGUGUAAAAGAGAUGAAGGAAUAUGAUUUUGUAUUUUACAUCCCUCUUAGACAGUAUCAAAAAAUUGACACUAUAGAUGAAAUGCUUCAAAACCGUUAUCAAAUGAAAAUGUUAAACACACUUCUUGAAGAGGAAUCCUCUAGAGUUAUGAUUUUGCUUGAUGGCUUAGAUGAAUGGGCCAAUGAAAAUGUCCCAGAACAUAGUAUCUUUAAGGAGUACACAAUAGUAACUACUUCGCGGCCAUGGAAAUUUCAUACAUUAAGAUCAAGUGAUGUGGAGAUUGAACAGUCACUGAAACUAAAAGGGUUUGAUUUUAGAUGUGAAAGGGAAAUGAUAAACAGGACAGUUUCACAAUUAAAUGUAAAGAGACAUGCUAAUAAAGAAGCUGGAGAUUGUAGGAAAAAGCUAGAAGAAGAGUCUCUGGAAAGUUUAAAACAGGUACCAAUUAUGCUACAACAACUGAUAUGUCUAUGGUUUGAUGGUAAACUUGAUAAAACCUCAAGAUGUGCCAUCUACACAGGUAUGUUAGAAUUAUUCUUCACCUGGAAUGACAUGAAAACUACAAGAACAAGUACUAGACUCAUGAAGGGUACCCAGAAAGUAAACCUCCCUCAAUAUUUAGUAGAUAAAACCAAAUUAAAAUUAAACUGCCAUUUCAUUUAUGAAGUAUCACAGUUGGCUUAUGAGACACUAUUUAAUUGUCCGAAGGAUAAAUCCUUGACAUUUGACAUUUGUAUGUUUGAUGAACUAGAAAUAUCAGAUGAAGUAAGAGAAAAUUGCUUGAAACUUGGAAUAAUGACAGAAGAUGAAUGUCCAAGUUUAUCUGUAUCAGAACCACCAAGCUCAUUGUUCUCUUUUAUUCACAAAUCAAUGCAAGAAUUUCUAGCUGCAGUGAAUAUUUGUAUCAAUUUCAAUGCAAAAAUUGGUUCAUCAGAUAGUACAGGAAAUGUUGAGUUAGCCAAGAAGUUUUUUUAUGAGGUUUUUCAGAAUUGUUCAACAGUAAAUGACAUAUUAGAACAGUCAAAUGUUAUCAUUAUGCUAUCUGGUCUUGAACCUAGAUUAGCAACACAUGUUUCAAAAUAUAUAUAUGAUACUGUGUCAGAAGACUGCCGUGUUCAGGUAUACAGGAGAACAAUAAGAGGUUACAUGUAUAGGGAUCAUAGUUUUAUUACUGAUCUUCAAAAGCUUAUGUUUGACUCAAUGGAAGAAUUCAAUGCAUCAUGUAGUGUAGGAAGUAAUCCUGUAUUUUAUAUAGGAGAUUUGGUCCUUGAAAGAUGGGGUCAGUAUUGUGAUAGUGAUGAUUGUGAUAUUGUUUGUUCAAGAGAUGGCGAGGAGUUUAAUGACGAUAUGUUACAAGGAAAUGGCGGAGGGAAAAGAAAUGAUGCUAGACAAUAUGUUAAAGAUAAUGUUCAGUUAUUUCAUGUUAAACGUGAUGAUGAUUGUUGGUUGAACUUUUCAACAUAA